This is a messenger RNA of Ogataea parapolymorpha DL-1, 567 nucleotides long. RefSeq names its product Peroxisomal membrane protein PEX4. NCBI's taxonomy places the organism in Eukaryota, Fungi, Ascomycota, Pichiomycetes, Pichiales, Pichiaceae. The record is from RefSeq and is a predicted model, not a curated record. The transcript has a single exon. Bases 1 to 567 code for a protein of 188 amino acids.
AUGUCUUCUACAGAAAAGCGGCUUCUGAAGGAAUACCGUGCUGUUCAGAAAGAGUUGGCGGAGAAAAGGUCAUCAAUUCGCGAUACGGGGAUCGUUGACCUGCAUCCUUUGGAAGAUGGGCUUUUCAGGUGGAGCGCUGUGAUUAAAGGCCCAGAUCAAUCCCCAUUUGAAAACGCACUGUGGCGACUGGAAAUCGAUAUCCCUACAAACUAUCCUCUCGACCCCCCGCAAAUCAAGUUUGUGGUGUUUGGCGAAGAGAAAAUAAGGCAGAUGCAGAGAAAAACCGGCUCCGGUACUCGCAAAGUGUGUUACAAGAUGCCCCAUCCAAAUGUUAACUUCAAGACGGGUGAGAUCUGUCUUGACAUUUUACAACAGAAAUGGUCACCUGCAUGGACUCUGCAAAGCGCACUGGUUGCGAUAGUUGUAUUGCUUGCAAAUCCAGAGCCAUUAAGUCCACUCAAUAUUGACAUGGCUAACCUGCUAAAAUGUGACGACAUGACAGCCUACAGAGACCUUGUGCACUACUACAUUGCCAAAUACUCAGCAUACGAAUCUAAUGAUGUAUAA